AUGCGUGCGCGCGCGGUUUCCUUCGCUCGGGCCGCCGCCAGACGCAGCCACGCGGCGACGUGGCGGCGCGUGGCGCAUCUGCACCCUUUGUGGCGCGCACCCGCCACAGCGCCCGCCGCGCCGCGCCGCCCCCGCGCCGGCGUCGCCAGCCGCGAAUAUAAGGCGCGCGCGCGCUCCCUUCUGCCAAGUCGGCCGUCCCUCGUCCGUCUCAGCAGCUCGGCAGUGCGGGUCACACUCGCAGGCACCCAGCAAGGACUCUCCUCCUCGACAUGCUCAGCGGCGCGCGCGGAGGACCUGCCGCGCGUGCAGUCGUGGCAGCGGUGCGCGUGCGCCGCGUCCGAGACGCCCAGCUUGGCCACCGUGGUGACGGCGGUGCCGGGCCAGGAGGACUUCGCGCCCUACAUGGACCGCGUGGAGGACGUGCUGGAGACGCAAUGCGACAUCGUCGACCCGCUGCGCUGCUUCGAGGGCGAGACGCUCGCCGAGGACGAGCUGGUGGACUUCGUGGUGGUGGGCGCGGGUUCGGCGGGCUCCGUGGUGGCCGGCCGCCUCUCCGAGCACCCCGAGUUCACCGUGGCGCUGCUGGAGGCCGGCGGCCCCGAGCCCACGGGCACGCAGAUCCCGGGCACCUACUUCAGCUACCUCAAGUCCGACAUCGACUGGAACUACCCGCUGGAGCCGCAGACCAACGCCUUCCUCGGCCAGCCCGGCGGCCUGGGAUACUGGCCCCGCGGUAAGGUCAUGGGCGGAACCGGUGUCCUCCAUGGAAUGAUGUACAUGCGCGGAAACAAGUGGGACUACGACAACUGGGCCGCUCUUGGCAACGAGGGAUGGAGCUACGACGAAGUGCUGCCCUACUUCAAGAAGUCCGAGGACAACAGACAAAUUGGCACCUACGCUGAGGCCGAGUACCACGGCACUGGCGGCCCUGUCACCAUCGAGCAAUUCCACGACUACCCUAUUCUGGCCGACUACAUCCUGGCCGGCGCCAAGGAGCUGGGCUACCGCGCGCUCGUCGACCUCGUGGGCCACAACCAGACCGGCUUCACCCUGGCGCAGUCCACCACCCGGGACGGCGCGCGCCUCUCGCUGUCCAAGGCCUUCCUGCACACCGCCGUCUACCGCUCCAACCUCAAGAUCAGCCAGCACUCACUGGCCACCAAGAUCCUGAUCGACGAGACGACGAAGCGCGCCAAGGGCGUGCAGUACGAGCGCGACGGCGUGCUCCACAACGUGUACGCGCGCAAGGAGGUGAUCGUGAGCGCGGGCGCCGUCGCCUCCCCGCAGCUGCUUCUGCUCUCCGGCAUCGGCCCCAAGGCCGACCUGGAAGCCCUCGGCAUCAAGGUCUUGGCUGACCUGCCCGUCGGCGAGAACCUGCUCAACCACGUCUCCUUCACCCUCAAGUUCCGCAUCCUCAGCGGCGAGGCCCACGAGCAGCUCAGCAACACCACCGUCUUCGAGUUCAUCUCCAACCGCACCGGGCCCCUCACCUCCACAGGCCUGUCCCAGCUGACGGGUUUCAUCCGCUCGUCCAUCCCGGGCGGCGACGCCCCCGCCGACGUGCCCGACACGCAGAUCUUCUUCGCGGGUUUCCUGGCCAACGCGUCGCGCACGGGCGCCGAUGACGAGCAGCCCAUCACGGGCCCCGUGCCCUACUUCGAGAUCACGCCCACGCUCCUGCGCCCGUCCAGCGCCGGCACGCUCAAGCUGCGCUCCACCGACCCCCACGACUUGCCGCUCAUCCACGCCAACUACUUCGAGGUCGUGCACGACACCACGCCCACCGCCGGCUGCGAGCACAUCGAGUACAACACCGACGCCUACUGGGCGUGCUCCGUCAAGUACCUCACCAACCCCGAGAACCACCAGGGCAUCAACGGCCUCCGCGUCAUGGACGCUUCCGUCAUGCCCCGCGUGCCCGGCGGCAACGUCAACGGCCCCAUCAUCAUGGUCGCGGAGAAGGGCGUCGACAUGGUCAUUCAGGACAACUCAGCGUCCACCUCCAGUUGA
Molecule: messenger RNA, 2010 nt
Organism: Gryllus bimaculatus (two-spotted cricket)
Lineage: Eukaryota; Metazoa; Arthropoda; Insecta; Orthoptera; Gryllidae
Source: the annotation of a GenBank genome assembly